GUGGUUUCAACGUGCAGUGCGAGAUAUCUACUGCAUUCCGGCGGUUUGCUUCUAGGAAAUCAUCUCGUCUUCUUUACAUUUUCUUGAUUCCACUGCAAAUUUGCCCUCACAGCUCGUCCGCCUCUUUGACCCUUGCUCUCGCGAUGGGGCAUACUCAAAAACAACAAUAUGUCAGCCGGCCAUCCCUCUCAGUACAAGAGUGGCUUGACCUGCCAUUCCGGCUGCUGAUAUGGGCGCCGAUCCAACUGACGAUCAACCUCGUCCGCGGCAUCCUCACAGCGAUAUGGCGCAGGCUACCACUGAGGCCAUACAUAGCCUGUGCCGCGAUCCGCAUGUUCCUAUACACCUUCUCCCCGGCGCAGAUCCAGCUCUUCUCGCCGCCCACAAUGGACACAUACAAGGCCUGGAUCCGCAGGCGCCGCUCCAACGCCCGCGAGUCGGGCGACUCUGAACUCAUGGAGCAGCUAAAGGAGGACAUCGAGGUCCUCCCCGACGGCAGGUCCCACAUCCUCUGGAUCGGCGACCGGCACAGGGCCACCAGGUUCGUCUACUUCUUCCACGGCGGCGGCUACAUCGCGCCCGCGAUCCCGGGGCACAUGGAGUGGUGCCUGCAGGCGUACGUCCUGGCCAGCAGGCACGCGCCGCUGCGGGCUGGCAACACCACCACCACCACCAGCAGCCGCGACAAGGUCGCCGUCGCCGUGCUGCAGUACACCCUGGCGCCGCAGGCCCGGUUCCCGACCCAGCUGUGCCAGGCGGCGUCGGGGCUCGCGCACCUCCUGCGGGCCGGGGUCCGGCCCUCGCAGCUCGUGGUGGGCGGCGACUCGGCGGGCGGCAACCUGGCCGCCCAGCUGCUCGGCCACCUGCUGCACCCGUACCCGCUGGCCGAGCGGGUCGUGCUGGACGAGCCGCUGGCGGGCGCGUUUCUGGUCAGCCCGUUCGUGAGCCGGAACGUGCGGGCGCGGUCGUUUGUCGACGGGCGGCCGUGCGAUAUGCUCAGCGAGGGCAUCUUUGACGGCCCCAGCCGGGAGAUGUUCCAUGAGAGGCCGGCGGGCCUGAUGGGUGUGCUGUUCCCCAGGUGGGGUGGGCUUGUCGAGACCAAGGAGUUCCGGGAGGGGAGGGGGUGGGCGCUCAUGGCGGAUGUGGAUGAGAAGUGGCUGGACGGGAUGGGCAGCAUUGUCAGGAAGGUGUAUGUGACGUGUGGGAAGCAUGAGAUUCUGAGGGAUCAGGGGAUCGAGAUUGCUGAGAGCAUUCGGGCUAGGAAUCCUGAUGUGGAGGUGAAGCUGGAGGUUGCCGAGAAAGAGGCGCACGACUUCAUCUUGUUGGAGGGACAGAGGCAAUCAGUGGGAGAUGCGACAACAAGGAUGCGGACCUGGUUCAGUCGAGUGUGGUCUUGA
Messenger RNA from Diaporthe batatas, 1397 nucleotides. RefSeq lists its product as uncharacterized. The record is from RefSeq and is a predicted model, not a curated record. Bases 144 to 1397 code for a protein of 417 amino acids. Gene Ontology annotation, molecular function: hydrolase activity. The transcript has 3 exons. Lineage: Eukaryota; Fungi; Ascomycota; Sordariomycetes; Diaporthales; Diaporthaceae.